GCAAAAUCAUCUUCACAUCCGCCUCUUCCUCCAGUCCACCCAAACUUUCACCACCCUCGCCGUACGAGCUCAACGCCCUCUCCCUCCAAGAUGGAUUCCAGCAAGACCCCCGUCAAGCUCGUCAAGGUGACCCGUGUCCUCGGCCGCACCGGUUCCCGUGGUGGUGUCACCCAGGUCCGCGUCGAGUUCAUGGACGACACCUCCCGUUCCAUCAUCCGUAACGUUAAGGGCCCGGUCCGGGUUGACGACAUUCUCUGCCUGCUCGAGUCCGAGCGUGAGGCUCGCCGUCUCCGUUAAAAAUUCCAAAACGGCAAUUCAACUCGCGCCAUGUCUUUCGUCUCUCUCUUUCUCUCGCAUAUCCCUCACGUCCGGUUUUCCUUGAUCGUUCUUCGGCCAAAAAUGUGUCCCCGCUUUUCUUUCUUGCCGUACCUCUGACUCCCCGACUCCUCAACCUCGUCCGCCGCGCCGUCCAUUUCAUGCACCUCUCGAUUUGAGGCCGUCCUUUCCGAUGAUCGAAUGCAGGUGAAUGGAUAUGGGUGGAUGGAUUCUUGGGUUUCCCCCCAAGAUCCCAGAAGUCGAUCACUGGUUUUCCGAACGGGAGAGAGAGAUGGAGAGAAACGAGCAGACCUUUUGUUCAAAUGAGAAAUGAAAUGAGGUUGCGCGAUGGCUGGUUUGUGGAUUUGUGGGAUUGGUCUGGUCUGGUUUGGUCUGGUGUUUUAUUACAUACACACUUCCAUUUUGGCGUGCUUUGCAUGGGCUUAAUGCGACAAA
This is a messenger RNA of Penicillium cinerascens, 771 nucleotides long. Its product is annotated as 40S ribosomal protein eS28. Bases 91 to 297 code for a protein of 68 amino acids. Lineage: Eukaryota; Fungi; Ascomycota; Eurotiomycetes; Eurotiales; Aspergillaceae. Gene Ontology annotation, cellular component: cytosolic small ribosomal subunit; ribosome. The record is from RefSeq and is a predicted model, not a curated record. Gene Ontology annotation, biological process: translation; maturation of SSU-rRNA; ribosomal small subunit assembly. Gene Ontology annotation, molecular function: structural constituent of ribosome. The transcript has 3 exons.